Molecule: messenger RNA, 669 nt
Organism: Cooperia oncophora
Lineage: Eukaryota; Metazoa; Nematoda; Chromadorea; Rhabditida; Trichostrongylidae
Source: the annotation of a GenBank genome assembly
AUGGAAAUUGAACGGCAACGAGAAGAGCAACGACGUCGAGACUAUGAACGGCGAAUAGAGGCUGAGCGGCGACAGGAGGCUGAGCGACGGCAAGAGGCCGAGCGACGACAGGAGGCCGAACGACGACAGGAUGCCGAGCGACGAUUGGAGGCCGAGCGGCGAAUGGACGCCGAGCGACGGCGAAUCGAAGAAGGACGGCGUGUUAGCAUGAUGCCAACCAGAAAUCCCGUUGAAGACCAGCGGAUUGAGGAACUACGACGUCGAGAUGAAGAACUUCGCAGAAUUGCCGCCAGAAGACGUGAGGAGGAACGACGUCGAGAGCAAGAGCAGCGUGUUCGACAGGAGCAACUACGUCGUCAGUACGGUCCUCAAGAUGAGAACCACAUUCGUGAUGCGGAACAACGACGUCGAGCUGAAGCCGAACAAAGAAGGAUGGCAGCGAUGAAGGAGCAGGAGCAGCGAAUGGGCACGACGCUUGGGGGAAUGGAGGUAGAUACGACGACAAUCGGACAAGAUGACGAUUUUGUACCGCCAGACACAGGCGACUGGGAGUACAAGAGCGAAGAGGCCGAGGACAAAGUACAGGACUACCUGCCCGAGGGCCAAGAAGUAGAAGAGAUGGAAGAAACUGUGACAGAAAAGCAUGGCACCAUGGAUGAUCGAACAUGA